AUGGCGUCCAAGCUGGUGCUCGGAAGGAUCCGAUCCAUCGGCCAGCUCGCUGCCCGCCGUCGGUCGCAGCUGCUCAGCCGCCAGGACGGGCUAGGUCUUCUCCUUUCUCCGGCGAGCAACCUCUCAUUCUGCAGCGCCACCUGUGCUGACAACGCAGUCAAGGAUCAAGAUACCCUCGUUAGGUUUUCAGAUCCACAGGUUGCUCAUCAAGAUCGACAGUUCGUUCAGUUCCUGGACAGGAUGCUGGACGCGAUAAGAAAUCCCCAGAGUCUUGCACGGAUACAGCGUGAGAGGCUUCCAAAUGAUCUGAAAAUACUGGAUGAUGACAUAUGAGGUUCUCUUACAGCAAUGCAGAAGUUAAAGCAGCGCGAUCUUAUGUUAUGUAAAGUGACUUUGAGAUAAAUUAUGUCAAGCUUGAGCAUAUGAGAUUGGUAUUGUUCAGGUUCAAAUUAUGAACAAGAACAUCCACGGAUGUCAAACGUAUUAUGUAUUUUAUGUUUUAAUUCCUGCGACUGAUUUCAUUACCAUGGAAGAAGCAGGAACCUGUUAAGAAAACAAAUAUAUGGCCAACAGAUUAACUGCUA
This is a messenger RNA of Lolium rigidum, 584 nucleotides long. RefSeq lists its product as uncharacterized. The transcript has 2 exons. The record is from RefSeq and is a predicted model, not a curated record. Lineage: Eukaryota; Viridiplantae; Streptophyta; Magnoliopsida; Poales; Poaceae. Bases 1 to 333 code for a protein of 110 amino acids.